UUAAAACGUAUUUUUUAUUACUCUCUCAAACGUUUGUCUUUUCAGUCCUUCAGAGGCAGCAGAGAGCAACAGCGGCGGUCCGAGCAUUAAGCAUGCAGAUUUUACCUCGUACUGGCUCUCCGGGCCUAGAGAAGAGGAAAGAAGAUGAGCAAAAGAAAGAGAAAGAGCAAGAGGAGGCAGAAAUACAUGAGGAGCUGCAGCUUUUGCAGGGCCGCAGUGAAAAGCAGAGCAGACAACUACAGGCUCUACAGACAGAACUGAAGAAAACCAGCAUGGGUCUGGAGGUCUUUGUGAUCUGCACUCAACACUUCUGCCUCAAGAGUGAAAAUGCUGAAGAAAAGAAGAGAGAAUUGUCCCAGGAACUCAGCAGGAUUCAGCAUGAAGUGGCCUUUAAUGCAGCUUGCUGGGAGCGUCUGCAGAAGGAGAAUAGAGAGCUGGAAGAGUGCUUUGAGAGUGAGCUUAGAGAGUUGCAGGUCCAGCAGGAGUCUGAGCUUGCUACCUUAGAGGAGAACCUGAGAUUGCGCCAUGCUUCAGACAGUGACCAUCUCAGAGCAGAGCACCAAUCAGAGGUGGAGGAGCUCCGAACCCAGCACCAGGAACAGGUUGAGGAGUUGAGUGCCAACCAUGAGGCCGCCUUGGAGGACCUGAAGACCAUGCACAACAUCACCAUGGCAACGCUGCAGGAGGAGCAUGCCAGGACAAUGAGAGAUUUAAGAAAAGCUCACGAGCAGCAGAAAGCAAGUCUAGAAGAGGACUUUGAGAGUCUUCGCCUCUCCCUUCAGGACCAGGUGGACACUCUGACGUUCCAGAAAGGAACUCUGAAAGACAAAGCCAAGCGUUUUGAAGAGGCCUUGAGGAAGAGCACUGAUGAACAGAUUGUAGAUGCCCUUGCUCCAUACCAGCAUAUCGAGGAGGACCUGAAGAGUCUAAAAGAAGUUCUGGAGAUGAAGAACCGGCAAAUUCAUGACCAGGAGAAGAAGAUCUGUGAGCUGGAGAAAGUGGCCCAAAAGAACCUGUACCUAGAGGAGCGAGUCCAGGUGCUUCAACAGCAGAAUGAAGACCUUAUGGCCCGCAUUGACCGACAUCUUGCAGUGUCCAGGCAACUAUCUGAAGAGAACGCUAACCUUCAGGACUAUGUGGAGAAGGAGACGAACGAGAAGAAGCGUUUAAGCUGCAACAACGAUGAGCUGAUGUGGCUUCUCCAGACGAGUCCUCACCUGUCGCCCUCCUCCUCCCCAAUUCACAGAGCCUUCUCCUCAGGCCCUGACAUCCCCCCGUAUCCUUACUCUCCAGGUACUGGUACCCCCACACACUCUUGUUCCCCUGGCCCCUGUACCCCCAGUCACAGGGUGGUGUCUGCAGGACCAGGGAUGCCCAAUCUCAGACAGUCACCAGCAGCACGGUCAUCCCCCGCUCGAAUCCCAAACGCAAACACUUUACCCAGAUGAACCGCCCUGUUGAGUCUCUGUUGCUUCAUCCAGCUCUCCUCUUG
Messenger RNA from Xyrauchen texanus (razorback sucker), 1492 nucleotides. RefSeq names its product microtubule-associated tumor suppressor candidate 2 homolog. The record is from RefSeq and is a predicted model, not a curated record. Lineage: Eukaryota; Metazoa; Chordata; Actinopteri; Cypriniformes; Catostomidae. Gene Ontology annotation, cellular component: cytoplasm; nucleus. Gene Ontology annotation, molecular function: microtubule binding. Bases 93 to 1448 code for a protein of 451 amino acids. The transcript has 9 exons.